AUGCGGAGGAUGGAGAAGACUCCACUCAUAGGAUCUGCCAGAAUUGAUAUAAACACGCAUGUGUGUAGUGUAGGUGAGACGGAUGUCACAUCCGCGUUCGACACCAUACUCCCCAGCAACGCCAGCACGCUGUAUGCAAUACCUGUUCCUGCUAAUGGGACGUUUGGAGAGGGUCCAUCGAACGUCGCCUACCCGAGAAAUGCCACAAACCUGCCAGCCUUGUGCGCUGUCUCGGUCAAUGUGACCUCUUCGGCUACUUCGUCGUUCACCUUCGGUCUGUUCCUACCAAAUGAUUGGAACGGACGCUUUCUAGCCGUUGGCAACGGCGGCUUCCUCGGCGGCAUCAACUGGCUUGAACUGGGUAGUUCAGUCCGUUAUGGGUUCGCCGUGAUGUCCACGAAUACGGGGCACAACUCGACCAACUCGAAUAGCACCUGGGCCUUGAAUAAUCCCGAAGCAGAGAUCGACUGGAGCUAUCGUGCCAUGCAUGGCUCGAUUCUGAUCGCGAAGGAUAUAGUCAGUGCAUUCUACAGCAACGCGAUCGAGUACUCGUACUACUCCGGCUGCUCGACUGGCGGUUAUCAGGGUCUUAAUGAGGUCCAGGACUACCCCGAAGACUUCGACGGUGUUCUGGUUGGCGCUCCAGCUUGGUGGCACUCUCACCUCCAGACCUGGUCAAUCAAAGUUGGCAUCUACAACUUGCCAAACACAAGCGCGCAUCAUAUUCCCUCCGCUCUCUUUCCCGUCAUCGGUGCCGAAGUCAUACGGCAAUGCGACGAGACUGACGGUGUUGCGGACGGCAUUAUCAGCGAGCCUCGUGCGUGCAGUUUCUACCCAGAAGCGCUGCUUUGCACGCCGAGUACGACUAAUCGCAGUGCGUGCCUCACGUCUCCUCAAAUCGACACCUUGAACAAGAUCUACGCCGACUACGUCGAGACAAAUCAAACCUUCAUCUUUCCAGGCCUUGAAUUAGGCUCUGAAUCGCAGUGGAAUCUAGUCGCUCAGUCCGUUCCUGACGCAUUCAGCAUCGGCUACGUACAGAACCUUGUCUACGACGAUCCGACAUGGCAAUGGUGGAACUUCAGCUUGCAGACGAUCCAGGACGCCGAGCGCAUCAACGGUCCCAUCGCUGAUGCGGACAAAUUCGACAUCUCGCCGUUCCAAGCACGUGGCGGGAAGCUCUUACAGUAUCACGGCUACGCUGACGGUUUCAUCCAGCCGGGAAGCUCGAAGUAUUACUACGACCACGUGGUGAGGACCUUGGCCCCAAUGGGCAUCGAUGUUACGGAUUUCUUCCGCUUCUUUCUGGUGCCGGGGAUGCGCCAUUGCAGCGGCACCGUCGUCGGCGCGCCAUGGUACAUUGCGGGAUCGGGGCAGGCAAACAGCCUGUACUCGAGUUCGCCGGUUCGCUCCGUGCCGGGUUACGAAGAUGCGGACCAUGACGCGUUAUUGGCGUUGAUGAGAUGGGUGGAAGACGGGACAGCGCCCGAAGAGAUUAUUGCGACCUACUACGAGAACAACACGGUAAGUGAAGGAGUUGUCAGGCAGAGGCCAUUGUGCCCGUAUCCGGGACGGGCUGUGUACUGCGGUGAGGGCAGUGUCGAUGAGCCUGGAAGCUGGAGAUGCGAGGCAGUGUAG
This is a messenger RNA of Coniosporium apollinis CBS 100218, 1638 nucleotides long. RefSeq lists its product as uncharacterized. The record is from RefSeq and is a predicted model, not a curated record. Lineage: Eukaryota; Fungi; Ascomycota; Dothideomycetes. The transcript has 2 exons. The coding region runs from base 1 to 1638 and encodes 545 amino acids.